Molecule: messenger RNA, 4048 nt
Organism: Bacillus rossius redtenbacheri
Lineage: Eukaryota; Metazoa; Arthropoda; Insecta; Phasmatodea; Bacillidae
Product: spermatogenesis associated 6-like protein
Exons: 9
Coding region: 253-1398 (381 amino acids)
Biological process (GO): spermatogenesis
Molecular function (GO): myosin light chain binding
Source: RefSeq, a predicted model, not a curated record
GGGGUUUUUGCCCUGUCGAUUUGUAAAUAUUUCGGUAUUUUCGUCGUUAAAUUAACAAAAAAAAUAUUUACGUUUAUUGCAUAGUUGAUGUCAACUAUGUUGUUCGUAGUUAUUAGUUUGGUUUGUGAAUACUAAGGAUAUAAAUUAUUGUUACUAUUUAUUUAUUUUUAUGUAAUUUUUGUUUUACCGGCUACUGAUGUGGCUCAAUAUUCAGUCUUUAACAAGCAGUUACCGUAUACAGUAAUAGCGAACAUGACGAGAAAAGCAUUAAAUGUUUUUGUGGAAUUGAAUGUACAUGCGGUGACGUGUCCCGGCGUGUGGCUGAGCGCCCGAGGGAGGGUCGCGCUGCGAGUGGCGAUGCUCGGCACCUCGGUCCGGACGUCCCGCGUCCCGCCGGUCUUCCCGCUGCUCUUCCACAGCAAGUUCAUCUUCCAGAAGACGCUGUGGGACGUGUGCCGGCUGCCGGAGCUGGAGGAGGCGCUCGCGCGGCAGACGCUGGUGGCCCAGCUGGUGCAGGGCGAGGGGGAGGAGCGGCUGCUGGCGACCUUCGAGACCUCGCUCCUGGAGCUGCUGUUCCCGGUGACGUUCCGGCCCGACCUGGCCUGCGGCGUGGACGUGGACCUGCUGAUGGACGCCAGCCCCUCCUUCCCUGGCAUCCUGGCUCCUAAAAUUGAAGUGUCUACAAAAACUACGAUAGAGGAAGUCACACAUCGUACCAAACCCAGCAAAUUCGUGAUCAACCCAAAAAUGGUAUCAUCUAAGAGCGGCAAGCAGGAGGCUCCCCGGGGCCAGAGCUCGUCCCAGCCGCGCUACUGCACGCGCGGGAGGCGUCGGCAGCGCGCCGCCAGGAAGCCGGGCGAAGCAGAGCCGCCCCAGCCGGGCCCCUGGGUCUCCGCCUCGGGCCAGCUGUUCUCUGCCGACACGUACCACCAGCUGCGCGAGGACGGCGGCGACGAGGGCUGCUCGUGCCGCGGGGCAGCGCAGGGCCGGUGGGAGGCGGGGCAGAGCGCGUGCCGGGUGCAGUGUGCUGACGGCUCCUGCCAGGUCUGCCUCGCCUACAACAAGUACUUCAACCCGUCGGCGGACCGCAAGGUGCACUUCCCUCAGACCUCAAAGAAGUCUCUAUCUCCUGGUGGCUCCGAACACUUUCACAUGAGAGGUGGUGCUGGGUGCCUGCACUCGGCCCCCGGCUCGGAGGCCAGGGCGUCCACGCAGAUCCCGGCCGCGUGUCGCUCGCCCGUGUUCGAGGGCAGCUGCUGCAGCACGGCGUCCCGCGCCGAGAACAUUCCCAGGAAUAGCAGCCGGGAAGUAUACUAUCGUGACCUUGAAAAAUUCUACAGUAAACUCCAUCAUCGAUACCAAACGAGAUCCCUCAACGGCAAACUUGUUUGUAGUUGAUAAAAUUUCAUUUUACUUUCCUUCUUAAAAUACAACAUGUAUUUUUAUCUAUUAUAUAAUGCUCAAGUUAAGUAUUAUUACUGAUAGAACACACAUACUAUACAAAGUAUUUAAGUGUUUUAAUACUGUAAGUAUUUUAUUUAUAUUACUAAUUAUCAGCGAACAAUUCAGUAAUCAGUCAGUACAGAUGAAAUGUGUUGGCAAUUGCUGAUAAAAUAUGCAGUUUUAUGUUAAUGUUGGCCCCACUGUUUACGAACAGUAUAGUUUUUACAUGUUGGUCUCCCGUUGUGUAAUACGUGUAUUUAUCAUGAAAGAUGAAAGGAUGGUAACUACAGUAGAACCCGUUUAUAGUGAACCCGCCUAUAAUGAAUUCCCGUUUAUUGUGAAUUUCCGUCUCAGUCCCGGCAAAAUGAUUUGAGGUUAUGUAUUAAUUUAUUGGAUAUAGCGCACAACUUUUGUCAAUGUUGAUACGUUUUCCCGUGUACCACGAACAAAUUUUGCCGACAUAAUGCAUAAUCUCAAAUAUUUUCAUAUAAUUAAAAGUUUUUUCAUAAAACGUCUAUUCUGGAUCACAUUGAAGUUUUUCUCCGCAAUACGCUACUCGAUUGUCCACUGUUCAUAUUAUAAACAAGUCGUAAUCGAGUGGCCUCGGUAGGCUACGUGUAGCCAAAAAUGGUGAUCAGUUUGGUGAAAAUAAAAAAUAGUUUUCCCUGUAUAGUUAAAGAAUGGGCGAACGCGUGUACAUUUAAUAUGUUAUCAAAAUUAUAAAUAAAUUACUGCCACACAAAUACGUAUGUACAUUAUAGCAGCAAAUUCAAUAUUUUUACGUCUCAUUUUUAUCGUUCACGUUUCGGACAUUUUGAUCGGAUAAGGUUCGUAAGACUACCACUAGAUAGAACUCUGUGGACAAAAUGUUCCCAUAGAAAGUGAGAAAAUUUCGUUCCAGCUUUAGCAACUGCGAUACUAAAUGAUACGUAGUAAUCUUUGAUGCACCACACUCGUUAUUUUUCGUUUAUUUACUUUUGACGGUAAAAAGAAUUACGUGUUAUCAAGCUGCAAAUGUGCUUCAAUAAGAAAUACGUACAUAAAAAAAGGUGAAAAAGCGGUAAAAAACGUAAGGCAUUAUCUGUGCGAGAUAAACUGGACAUUAUUGAAAAGGGAGACUCCAACCCCACUGUCCCGCACAUGUUAAUAGCAAAGGAACUGGGAAUUGCAACAUCCACAUUAAGUACAAUAUUAAACAAGCUGAACAAUCUUCUUUCUCAAGCUGCGAUAACGUCACAGAGUAUUAAAUGCCCGAAAAAAGGAUAAUAUGCCGAAAUCCAAGAACCAUUAGGUAAUAGAAAGUGUAGUUCAUUAAAAAAAAAUCUGCUUUUGCUCAUAAAAUUGUUGCUUUGAGUAUUUUCAUUCGUUCUUUUCUUGGCUUAGGCCUAUGUGUAGUUAAGAUUUUGCUUUUGAGAAUGUAUUGCCAAUAUAAAAGUUUUCCCAGAUAUAAAGUUUCCCCUCUAUAGUGAACAUAUAAACUACUCCCUUCAGAUUCGUUAUAACAGGGUUAUACUGUAUUGGGUGUGCUAAAAGUAUAAGAUCUAUAACCGCUAAAUACAGGGUGUCCACUCAUUUGGGAGAACUAAAUUCCAGGGUUUUUCAAGGAUUUUUAAGAAAUUUCGUAAAGUUUAAAAUAGUAAGUAUUCCUGUAAGAGUACAUUACUUCUUUGAUAAAAGAACAUAAUUAGCUAUUGCUUGUUGUUUAAACUACGACAGUAGCAAUCAACAGCAACAUUUUACGAAAAGACAGUGUUGGUAUAAAUAAUACAGAAAACCAUAAGGGUAAAACUAAAAUUAGGUACUUCAGCAGUUGCCAGGGAUGAAAAAAUUUAAUAUGUAAUCUAGUCACCCUGACUAUUACAGGCAACGUUUGUCUGAAAUUACCAGAAAACAUCAAACUAAAUUCACCCACUCAGAAAUAGCUGUCUCUGAAAGAGUAUUUUCCCAAUGUUCAUCCCCUUCUAAUAAUCUUAGUCCUUUGCAAGCACUUUGAUAUGUUGCCAAAAUAUUGCCAUUAAAAGUUCUAAGAUGUUCAAAAGUGCAUAUUCAUUAAUAUUAUUCUUAAGUAAAAAACAUUCUUUGUGAUUUAGAUGAACAUCAUAAACCUGGCUGAAAGCUGCAUAUUUUUUUUUUAAACCAGGGUAACCAUCAUCAUAAUCAUCCUAGCCAUGUUUUCUUCUGGAAAAUUUAUUUCUUUCCCAGGUGUAAUAUUGGGGCACUUCAUGUAUAACAAAGUUUUUGCAAAAUUGUAGUUUCUGCAGAGCUCGAAUAAUCCAGUAAGUCGAUGCUGGGAGAUUAACACAAUCUUGAAAGUUUUUAUCAUUAAAAUAAAUUCUUUGUCCAUUUUGCAAACGGAUGACUGCUGGGAGGUUUUCAUGAAUAGGAAACGGAAAAAUUCUCAAAAUAGCUUCAAAGUGUUAGUAUAGCGACCGUCAAGAUAAUUCUCUUCAUCAUCGUUAUUAUUGUGCAAAGUGAAUGAUGCUGUAUCAGAACCUUUAUGAAUGUAUUUGCAUAUAUAUUUUAUAGCUUUGACUGAGUGACAAAAUUCCAUGUUAAUGUGUGCAUUGAAAAUUCGUAAUAAAACUGGAUCAUAAGGGACAACCCA